This is a messenger RNA of Argentina anserina (silverweed cinquefoil), 1149 nucleotides long. Its product is annotated as protein FAR1-RELATED SEQUENCE 5-like. The record is from RefSeq and is a predicted model, not a curated record. NCBI's taxonomy places the organism in Eukaryota, Viridiplantae, Streptophyta, Magnoliopsida, Rosales, Rosaceae. Bases 1 to 1149 code for a protein of 382 amino acids. The transcript is spliced from 3 exons. Gene Ontology annotation, biological process: regulation of DNA-templated transcription.
AUGGAGGAUUUAGGUUGCACUGAAGCAAGUAGUGACAAACUUAAUUCAGAAAAUGUGAAUCAUGAGCAUUCACCUACGCAAGAAUUCCAAAGAGAUGAACCAUCUACGAAGGGUGAUGAAGAUAAAGAGCUGAGGGAUGAAAUAGAACUCGGAAGGGAGUUUGAUAGUUAUGAUAGUGCCCACCAAUGGUAUGUUGAAUAUGCUUUACUAUAUGAUGAAACUACAAGCUCAUUCAAGUGGCUCUUUGAAACUUUUCUUGCAGCGAUGUCUGGAAAACAUCCUAAGACCAUAUUGACUGACCAAUCUGCAGCAAUGGCUAAAGCAAUAUCAGAGGUAUUUCUUGAAACUCGUCAUCGAUUAUGUGUAUGGCAUAUUUAUCAAAAUGGUGCUAAGAAUCUGUCUAGUGUGUUUCAAGCUUCAAAAGAAUUUGCUUCGGACUUUGGUAAAUUGGUAUAUGAGUUUGAGGAGGAAGAUGAAUGGUUAUUGGCAUGGAAUAAUAUGCUUGAAACUUAUAAUUUGAAGAACAAUAAAUGGCUUGCAUCUUUAUUUGAAUUGAGAGCAAAAUGGGCAUUGGUGUAUGGGCGACACACUUUCACCGCAGACAUGAUGACUACUGAACGUAGUGAAAGUAUGAACAAUGUGCUAAAAAAGUAUCUAAAGUCAAAAUAUGACCUUUUGCGUUUCUUCAUACAUUAUGAGAGGCUUUUGGCUGAUAGACAAUAUAAGGAGUUAAUUGCUGAUUUUAAGAUGCUACAAACUUCUCUUAUGUUAAUAGUUGAAGUGGCAAUCUUGCAGCAUGCACGUGAUAUGUAUACUCCUGAAGCUUUUCAACUCUUUCAGAAUGAGUACACACGUAGCCUCAAUUACAAGGUUUAUAAAGUAGGGAAGAAAGAAGAGACCAGUGAAUACAAAGUAUCAUAUAUGGGAAAAUUUCUAGACAAGAAAAAUGUGUCAAAGAUCCCAACAGAGUACAUACUGAAGCGUUGGACAAGAAAUGCAAAAGGUAGAACUAUUACUAAUUAUCAUGUGCCUAGCGACAACCAUAAGGAGUCAAUAGGGAAGCGAUAUGGUCAUUUAUGUCGUAGUUUUCGUGAGGUUGCAUCUGUUGCAGCUGAAGAUGCAAAGCUAACCGCAUAUGCUAAUGAGUGA